UCCGGUGCGAGCCGGAAGGGGCGGGGCCAGGCCGUCGUGCGCACUAAGGGGUCGUCCAAGAUGGCGGCCACUGUGUUCCGGGCUGCGGCGGCCAGCUGGAGGCUCGGGGUCCGACCGAGCUGCGGGCUACGGAGGCUGGGUCACACCCAGGCACCUCCUGCACACCCUGGUUUCGUGGAAUCUGUGGAUGAAUACCACUUUGUGGAGCGCCUGCUACCUCCCACCAGCAUCCCAAAGCCUCCAAAGCACGAGUCUUACCCCACUCCUAGCGGCUGGAUGCCCCCGAGAGACACCCCUCCCGACCUGCCGUACUUCGUGCGGCGCUCUCGGAUGCAUAACAUCCCGGUCUACAAGGACAUCACACACGGCAACCGCCAGAUGACUGUCAUCCGGAAGGUGGAGGGCGACAUAUGGGCCCUGCAGAAGGACGUGGAAGGUUUUCUGAGCCCCCUGCUGGGGAAGAGGCCCGUCAUGCAGGUCAACGAGGUGACAGGCACCCUGCGGAUCAAGGGCUACUUUGAUGAGCAGCUCAAAGCCUGGCUGCUGGAGAAGGGCUUCUGAGGACCCCAGGGGUUCCCAGGGGGCAAGUGCUUGGGCAGGAGCUUCUAAGUCUUCGGAACCUGUGUGGAAAGGGGAGAGGACCAGCACCGGGAGCAGCCUGGCUGGCAGGUGGCAUUAGCUGCCAUCUUCCCCCAAGCAUCCCCAACCUUGGCCUGCUUCCUGCCCCCCUCUUUGGAGCCCCCUGGACCUAGCUGUUGAAAUGUGGGGGGUUGCUGCAUCUCUGAUGGAGGAGAGGUGACCGGUGGGCACCCUUCCACUAAUCCUGGCUUGCUGCAGGGGACAGGAUGGGGUCCCGGAGAAUUGGCUCUUUGCUCUACCCCAGACACCAGCUAUCCUGCAGUCUGCACAAGGGGUUCCUCCUGCUGGCUGACCGGGUGGCAGCUAGAUGGGGGUGGGGGUUCAGGAAGAGAGAAGCUGGGAGUCACCCCGUCUCCCAGGGCAGCAGCAAACCAUCUGAGGUGGAGUGCAGAUCCUCCCCCCCCCCCCCCCCCGCCAUGCCCUCUGCUCGGAGAUGGAACCCUUCAUCUGAUGCG
Messenger RNA from Erinaceus europaeus (western European hedgehog), 1094 nucleotides. It is a transcript of the gene MRPL49, whose product is annotated as mitochondrial ribosomal protein L49. Gene Ontology annotation, cellular component: mitochondrial large ribosomal subunit; ribosome. Lineage: Eukaryota; Metazoa; Chordata; Mammalia; Eulipotyphla; Erinaceidae. Bases 61 to 561 code for a protein of 166 amino acids. Gene Ontology annotation, biological process: translation. The transcript is spliced from 4 exons. Gene Ontology annotation, molecular function: structural constituent of ribosome. The record is from RefSeq and is a predicted model, not a curated record.